Messenger RNA from Thunnus maccoyii (southern bluefin tuna), 927 nucleotides. Its product is annotated as olfactory receptor 11A1-like. Gene Ontology annotation, cellular component: membrane. Gene Ontology annotation, biological process: G protein-coupled receptor signaling pathway. Gene Ontology annotation, molecular function: G protein-coupled receptor activity; olfactory receptor activity. Lineage: Eukaryota; Metazoa; Chordata; Actinopteri; Scombriformes; Scombridae. The record is from RefSeq and is a predicted model, not a curated record. The coding region runs from base 1 to 927 and encodes 308 amino acids. The transcript has a single exon.
AUGAUGAACUCUUCACAGGUUUCAUAUUUCACACUUGCUGCCUAUUUUGACAUUGGGCUUUUAAAAUACUUAUUUUUCAUUAUAACUGUGUGUUUUUAUAUGUUAAUAGUUAGUGCCAAUGUUUUGCUCAUUGUGGUUAUCUGUAUGAACAGAAGCUUACAUGAACCUAUGUACCUUUUUCUGUGCAGCCUGUUUGUAAAUGAACUGUAUGGUAGUACAGGGUUGUUCCCAUUCCUUCUGGUUCAGAUCCUCUCUGACAUUCACACUGUUUCUGUUUUAUUUUGUUUAAUGCAGAUUUUCUGUUUGUACACUUAUGUAAAUGUUCAGUUUUAUAAUUUAGCUGUCAUGUCUUAUGACAGAUACCUUGCUAUCUGUUUUCCUCUGCAAUAUAACACGCGUAUGACGUCUAAAAAGGUUGCCAUUCUAAUUGCUGUAACAUGGUUAUUCCCUCUUCUUGCAAUUGUUGUAAUGAUUUCAUUGAAUGCCUCUUUAAAGCUGUGUGGAAAUAUCAUUUACAGACUGUACUGUGACAAUUACUCUGUGGUGAAACUGGCAUGCUAUGAUACAUCAGCCAACAACAUCUAUGGACUCAUUUACACUUUCACUGUAUUAACUGGUCUUACGAUACUAAACGUUUACAGUUACAUGAGAAUUCUUAAAGUUUGUUUUUCUGGUUCUAAACAGACCAGACAGAAAGCUGUCAGUACCUGCACACCUCACCUUGUUUCCCUGCUCAACUUCUCUUGUGGUUGUUUCUUGGAAGUAUUACAGAGCAGAUUUGAUAUGAGCAGUGUACCCAAUAUGUUGCGCAUUUUUUUAUCAUUAUACUUCCUCACUUGCCAACCGCUCUUCAACCCUGUACUGUAUGGAUUGAAACUGUCUAAAAUACAUAGAUUAUGUAAAAGUCUUGUCUUCGGUAAAAUGUGA